Grosmannia clavigera kw1407 is the source of this 2595-nucleotide messenger RNA. RefSeq names its product subtilisin-like protease. Lineage: Eukaryota; Fungi; Ascomycota; Sordariomycetes; Ophiostomatales; Ophiostomataceae. The transcript is spliced from 5 exons. The record is from RefSeq and is a predicted model, not a curated record. The coding region runs from base 1 to 2595 and encodes 864 amino acids. Gene Ontology annotation, molecular function: serine-type endopeptidase activity; tripeptidyl-peptidase activity. Gene Ontology annotation, cellular component: cell wall; membrane; cytosol. Gene Ontology annotation, biological process: proteolysis.
AUGCGUCUCUCAGCCAUAGCAGCCAGCCUGGGGGCUCCGGCCAUUGCGGCUGCCACAGCCAACUACUCACUCUCGGACACUAACAAGGGGAUCGCACCGGGUGCUUAUAUUGUGGAGUUUACUCCGGAACAUACGUCUGUCGACAGCUUCUACCAGAACCUGUCGUCGAACGGGAUCCACGCGGUCCAGCGCCGAGCGUUCGAUCAUGCCUUUUUCUCUGGCACUUCGUUCCACCUGCCGGCGAACCGGACAUCCGACCUGGACGUUAUUGGCAACUUUACGCAAGUCAAGGCCAUCUCUCCGGUCCGUCUGUUCUCGCAUGGCUCGCCGAUCUCGCGGGACAAGCGCUUGAGCAAGGUGGAGGCGCUCGCACGGAGCAACAAGAAGCGUGCGCUCCAGGGGGCUCCCUCGUCUCACGUCAUGGCCGGCGUGGACAAGCUGCACGCAGAGGGCAUAGAUGGCAGCGGGAUCAUGAUUGCUGAGAUCGACACAGGAAUCGACUACACGCUCCCGGCUCUGGGCGGCUGCUUCGGCCCCGGCUGCAAGAUCUCGUUUGGCUAUGACCUGGUCGGCAACAACUACACGGGUGCCAACACGCCGGUGCCAGACAACGACCCGCUGGACUGCAACGGCCACGGAACACACGUGGCCGGCAUCAUCGCGGCAUCCGAUGACCCGUAUGUGCUAGGUGUAGCACCCAACGUGACCCUGGGCAUCUACAAGGUGUUUGGCUGCUCAGGCGACGCGGCCAACGACGUGCUGAUCGACGCCUUUUUGAUGGCCUACAACCACGGCGUCGACAUCAUCACGUCGAGCAUUGGUGGUGCCAGCGGCUGGCCUGAAGAGCCAUGGGCAGCCGUGACGGCGUCCAUCGUGGCGGCCGGCACGCCCUGCAUGCUGGCGGCCGGUAAUGACGGGUCUGACGGCAUGUUCUAUGCCUCUUCGGCCUCUGCGGGCGACGACGUGACUUCGGUCGGCUCGGUCGACAACAUCCGAACGCCCUCCGCCUCCCUGCUGCUGGACUACGUCGUGGAUGGCGCUUCGACCGAGACGACCUACAACGAGGGCUCGGGCUCCUUCACCGGUGUCAGCCUGCCGCUGUAUGCCAACUCGUUCAACACCAGCAUCACCAACGACUUCUGCAGCGCCAUCACGGCCAACCUGACCGGCAAGAUCGCCUUGAUUCGCCGUGGCACCUGCACGUUCGAGGCCAAGGCCGACGUGGCCAAGAAUGCUGGCGCUGCCUAUGUCAUGUUCUACAACAACAUCGCCGGCACGAUGACGCCGUCGCUGGGCUCGGCCUCUCUCACCGGCGCUGGCAUGGUCUCGGCUGACGUCGGCACCAAAUGGGUCGGCCUCCUCGCGGCUGGCAAGACGGUCACGCUGACGUUCCCCGACAAGGUCGAGCUGCUGGUCGACCCGACCGGCUCAGCCAACACCGUCUCGGGUGGCCGCAUGAGCACCUUUAGCACGUGGAACCCGACCAAUGAGCUCACGAUCAAACCGGUCGUCUCGGCACCUGGCGGCAACAUCCUGUCGACGUACCUCUCGGACAAGGGCGGCUAUGCCGUCGAGUCGGGCACGUCCAUGGCCACGCCCUUUACCGCCGGCGUUGUCGCUCUCUAUCUACAGGCCAAGGGCCGUGGCAUCAGCCCGAAGCUGAUCAAUGCCGCGCUCUCCGGCUCGGCCACACCCCUCGUCUUCAAUAACGGCACUGCUGACUCCUCGUACCUCACCUCGGUCGCCCAGCAGGGCGGUGGCCUCGUCAAUGCCUAUGCUAUGAUCCGUGGUGGUCUCUCCGUCACCGAGGCGAACCUGGCCCUCAACGAUACCGCUCACCACGUCCAGGACGCCGCCUUCUACGUCCAGAACGACGGCACCACCACCGAGACUUACACUCUGUCUCAUGCCCCUGCUGCCAACGCCUAUGCUUUUGAUGCUUCCUACACCGGCGAGGUCGCCGAGUUCCCUCCGCCGAUGGACACCAAGUACGCUACCGUCCAGAUCUCGCCCUCGACCCUGACCCUUGAGCCGGGCCAAAAGAAGCGCGUGACAGUCGAGGCCACUCCCGAUGCGUCUCUGGAUACCACCCUGGUGCCCUUUUACUCCGGCUUCGUCAAUAUUACCGGCGGAGGCUCCUCCGUCUCGAUCCCUUACGGCGGUGUUUCUGGCAACAUGCACGACAUUGUCAUGAUGUCCGAUGACGGCCCGUGGCCCUACGUCAUCGGCGGCUUCUACAACACGACCAACACGACCAAGACGUACAAGCCAUCGGCCGAGACGUAUCCGUCUGUCAUCUUCGAGUCCCGAUGGGGAUCUGCCGCCGUUCGCAUCGACGUUGUCUCUACCACAGGCCCCAACCUUUUGCAUGAGGCUGGCAUGAACAUCACCGGCUCCAUCGCCGGCUUUCCCCUCAUGUGGACGCCGCGUAGCUUCUUGUCUGGCACCUGGGACGGCAGCCUGGCCGACGGUACCACCGCCACCAGCGGCACAUACAAGUUUGUUGUCCGUCUGGCAAAGGUUUUUGCUGAUCUGGCCAAGGGCAGAGAGUACGAGACCUACGAGACGGUCGAGUUUGUUAUGGAUAUGUCUUAG